AUGAGGUCAGAUCGUAACGUGGACGGUCUCCAGCAGGCGCUGCAUCAGUCCGUCUUCCUCUCGGCCAUGUCUGCUCACCCGAGCCGUGAUCUGCCGCUGUGCUGGGAGCAGCACUGUAAGCUUCUGCCCGGUGUGGCCGGCGUUCAGGCCAGUCGCGUCGCCCACUGGAGCGUGGAGGAGGUGGCUGAUUUCAUCCAUUCUUUACCCGGCUGUGAGGAACAGGCCAAGCAGUUCAGAGAGGAGCAAAUCGACGGGAAGGCCUUUCUUCUGUUGACGCAGCGAGACAUCGUUAAGAUAAUGAGCGUGAAGCUCGGCCCGGCCCUCAAGAUCUACAACUCGAUCCUGAUGUUCAAACACGCCGAGGAUAAGAAGCAGCCGCCGGCGGGAGACACAUGAAGCACAGAUUAAUCUACUGUAUCCAUGCAUUCCCAACGCCUCCGUUAGUGCUAAUCACCCUACGGCCUCGUCUCCGUCAGGUUCCCUUUCUGCCUUUAAACCCUCUCCUUUUCCUUCUCAAACUCAACCACGCGACAAUCAAACGCAGUCGCCGGCGUCUAUGAGAGGUUUCUCUCGGUCACGGUGCUAUGUGUACGCAAACACAAACAGGCGAACAGCGACUACAGGAUUUGCUCUUGUGUGUGUGUGUGUGUGUGUGUGUGUGUGUGUGACUCUAAAUAAACAGUAUAUCCGCUAAUGAACGUUUUGUCAUCGUUUACUCGCUCUUUACAUGACCAAACCCCUGUGACUUUCACAAAACAACAUGCUGCUGUUUUCAGUGUAAAGGAAGUGAAUGGAGACUCGAGUGAAUGACACAAACAGCUCCGUAUCGUAUAAUCAUCUGUACAGCUUUGAAUAAGGACUGAAAAUGUUCGGUUUCUCUCCAAUCAAGUUAGUGCUGGGCAAUGAUUAAUCGCGAUUAAUCGCAUUAAAAAU
This is a messenger RNA of Sinocyclocheilus rhinocerous, 933 nucleotides long. RefSeq names its product lethal(3)malignant brain tumor-like protein 4. Bases 1 to 396 code for a protein of 131 amino acids. Gene Ontology annotation, cellular component: nucleus. The record is from RefSeq and is a predicted model, not a curated record. Lineage: Eukaryota; Metazoa; Chordata; Actinopteri; Cypriniformes; Cyprinidae. The transcript has 4 exons. Gene Ontology annotation, molecular function: histone binding; chromatin binding. Gene Ontology annotation, biological process: negative regulation of DNA-templated transcription.